AUGGGUGCUACUGAGGAAGCUGAGUAUAGCAUCAAGCCAGAAAAUUCCACCCCAUCUAUUCCCACAUCAGAGUGGCCCCUAUUAUUGAAGAACUAUGAUAAAUUACUCGUUCGAACCGGACAUUUCACACCUAUUCCUUGUGGAUGCACACCCCUCAAGCGCGAUCUCAAAUCAUACAUUUCUUCCGGAGUCAUAAACCUCGACAAACCAUCAAAUCCGUCCAGUCAUGAAGUUGUUGCGUGGGUGAAGCGCAUGCUACGGGUGGAGAAGACAGGUCACAGCGGAACCUUAGACCCCAAAGUGACAGGAUGUCUCAUUGUGUGUAUUGAUCGUGCCACGAGACUGGUCAAGUCACAGCAAGGAGCAGGCAAGGAGUAUGUGUGUGUGAUCAGAUUGCACGACAAGUUACCAGGCGGAGAAGCGCAAUUUGCGAGGGCGUUGGAAACUCUGACGGGUGCAUUAUUUCAACGACCUCCGCUUAUUUCGGCAGUUAAGCGACAGUUGCGUAUCCGGACAAUUCAUGAAAGCAAGCUUUAUGAAUUCGAUAAUGACAGACACUUGGCUGUGUUCUGGGUGUCAUGCGAAGCUGGAACAUAUAUCCGGACGCUUUGUGUGCAUCUCGGCUUACUGCUGGGAGUUGGCGCCCAUAUGCAAGAGUUGCGGAGGGUACGAAGCGGCGCAAUGGACGAAGCCGAUGGCAUGGUCACUUUACACGAUGUUUUGGACGCGCAAUGGGUGAUGGACAACAACCGAGACGAAUCAUACCUGCGGGCAGUCAUCUCGCCGUUGGAAAGCCUUCUUACGACAUACAAGCGGAUAGUCGUAAAGGAUAGUGCCGUCAACGCGGUGUGCUACGGAGCGAAACUUAUGAUACCUGGUCUGCUACGGUUCGAAUCUGGGAUCGAGAUUCAUGAAGAGGUUGUCCUAAUGACCACGAAAGGGGAGGCUAUUGCUUUGGGUAUUGCACAAAUGUCAACAGUGGAGCUCUCAACAUGCGAUCAUGGCGUGGUCGCUAAAGUCAAGAGAUGUAUCAUGGAGAGAGACUUAUAUCCCCGGAGAUGGGGUAUGGGCCCUGUUGCAUUGGAGAAGAAGAAAAUGAAAUCAGAUGGAAAGCUCGAUAAAUACGGUCGACCAAAUGAAGCGACACCCUCGAAGUGGAACUCAGAAUACAAGGAUUACAAUGCGCCAGCAGACGGCACUCCAGCACAGCCAGUAGCUGAGAAAACAGCUAAGGAGGACGUACUCGCUGCACCAUCUGUUGCCCCAAAUGGCACUUCCGAGGCAAUGGAAGUGGAUGAGCCGAAGGCAAAUGGCGAGAAAGAAAAGAAGCGGAAGAGACAUGACGGUGAGACGCCAGAGGAGAAAGCAGAGCGCAAACGCAGGAAGAAGGAGAAGAAGGAAAAGAAGGCUGCAAAAGGGGCCGCAAAAGGGGCAAAGGCCAACGAAAGUGAGGAGAGUGAUUGA
Endocarpon pusillum Z07020 is the source of this 1464-nucleotide messenger RNA. RefSeq names its product Centromere/microtubule-binding protein cbf5. Gene Ontology annotation, molecular function: RNA binding; pseudouridine synthase activity. Bases 1 to 1464 code for a protein of 487 amino acids. NCBI's taxonomy places the organism in Eukaryota, Fungi, Ascomycota, Eurotiomycetes, Verrucariales, Verrucariaceae. The record is from RefSeq and is a predicted model, not a curated record. The transcript has 3 exons. Gene Ontology annotation, cellular component: box H/ACA snoRNP complex. Gene Ontology annotation, biological process: snRNA pseudouridine synthesis; box H/ACA sno(s)RNA 3'-end processing; mRNA pseudouridine synthesis.